Acinonyx jubatus (cheetah) is the source of this 7488-nucleotide messenger RNA. It is a transcript of the gene CPEB3, whose product is annotated as cytoplasmic polyadenylation element binding protein 3. Lineage: Eukaryota; Metazoa; Chordata; Mammalia; Carnivora; Felidae. Bases 1708 to 3852 code for a protein of 714 amino acids. The record is from RefSeq and is a predicted model, not a curated record. Gene Ontology annotation, cellular component: neuron projection; cytoplasm; synapse. Gene Ontology annotation, molecular function: mRNA 3'-UTR binding; mRNA regulatory element binding translation repressor activity; translation factor activity, RNA binding. Gene Ontology annotation, biological process: negative regulation of cytoplasmic translation. The transcript has 12 exons.
UCUUUUACUUAAUUGAAGUACUUGAAAACAUAGAAGUUUGGUAGGUUAGGGAAGUCUUCAGGAAUAAGAUUAACCUUGAGUGAUCCUGACAGACUCUGGAAUGCAAAUGAUAAGUACAGCAUGUUGGCAGAAGUAAGGCUUUCUUUAGGAGAGUAGAGGAAUAGAAAAAAAUGGGGAAUAUAAAAUAAGUUCACGGUAGGAAUAAGAAGGCCAUUUAGUUCUUUUAAAAAGACUUUUCACAGGUUGAUUCACAGUAAUUUUUUUCCUCUUAAAUUGUUUUGUUUUUUUCCUUAGAAAUAACUAGAAACAAAGACCACUAAUGCUACAAAUUGGUAGUCUCUGGUAAUACUAUAAUUCUAAUUGGUGAAGAAAGGAAAUAGAGAAUUAAGACAGUUUGAAAUGAUGCUUAAUAUUUUUAGUUCCAAGUUCAAUCAGUAUAGUCAUCAACUGACAUUUACUCUGAACCCCUUGGGUGAAUGGCAUUGAACCAAAUCCCAAAGAAAUAAUAUCUUCUGCCUACGUGAGCAAACUGGUAGUUGAACUAUUGCUCUCAGAAGCUAUGGAUAAUAAGAGUUGAUGUUAAUAUGCUGUGAGAUUCCAGCCUUGGAGUCAUAAGGCUAAGAUAGAAAAAAUAUACCCCCCUCCCAAAAAUCUUGAUUUGAAAAACAGAAACUGUAUUUACUUUUUGUUUUGAAUAAAGAAGUCACUGCUCUAUGCAAUGAAACACUAAAUUUCAAAUUAUUUUUUAAAAUUUCACCAAAUAUUGUCUUAGCUUAAAAGAGUUGAAUUUUAUUUGAUUGAUCAUUGUAUGAAUAAUGCAAAGUAAACUUUCAUUUUGACAAGUAAAAUAACGAGGUGAGUUGAUUCAGAGCAUGUCAAGUAGAACCGUAAGUGAUUUAUGCCUUCAUUGAAAACUCAGAUACAAAGAAAUCUUGGUGGAUGUCAAAAAUUUGUGACUGAAACCUAUUUUUACCUGAUCUCCAUGGUUAAUAUCACAUUUAUAAAGGUAUUUUUCAUUCUAUAAUAUUAAAAUGUUUCUUUUUAAGGAUGGUCAGAUUUUAAGCAUUUAUCUUUUCCUAGUAGUCUCCCCUUCCCUUGCCCUCUCCAUCCCAAUCUCUUUUCUUCGGAUAGGGUUCCUAUUGCUGGCUACCCAGUCAUCACCAUGCUAAUACCAUUUAAGGUAGCUCUGAUGGGUUCAUUUAUUUUGAGUCCUUCAAUUCAGUUUCUCUUUUAACCUGGCUUCCUAAAUCAAGUUGACAAACCAAUUUAUUUUUCUCCCUUUUCAUUUCAACAAUUUGUGAUUCAGAUUGGUAGGAAAAUAUAACGUAAUCCGAGCACAACCUCUUCCCCUUGGAAUCAGUAUUUUCGAGGCUUCCUCCUUUCCUUGGCGGAACGUGCUUAAGUCAGGCAGAGUAUCUAGUGAAGGACUUCAGCCCCCACAGUUCCCUGUGCGCGCAUGCCCUCUCCUCUUACAGUUGUCAAAGUGCUUUUGCCAGAGCGGUCACAUAAUCAACCUGAAAGAAGAAAAUAAAUACUGUACACUUUUUAAUUUUAUCGAUCCUUAAAAACUGGACACUCAAAGGGUGAACGCUCUGAGUUCCGGUGAAGGGAAAAGAGACGUGGCGAAAUUGCUGUCUUUCUGUCUUAUAAGCACAUCUCUCACUAAUACAGAAAAGGAACCAAGACAUCAGAAAGGCUGCGCAAACCAUGCAGGAUGAUUUACUGAUGGACAAAAGCAAAACCCAGCCCCAGCCCCAGCAGCAGCGGCAGCAGCAGCAGCAGCAGCCCCAGCCCGAACCCAGCGCAGCCGAAGCCCCGUCCACGCCCCUCUCCUCAGAGACCCCCAAGCCGGAGGACAGUAGCGCAGUGCCGGCCCUCAGUCCCGCCGCGGCCCCGCCGGCCCCCAACGGUCCUGACAAGAUGCAGAUGGAAUCGCCGCUCCUGCCGGGCUUGAGUUUCCACCAGCCCCCUCAGCAGCCGCCGCCGCCGCAGGAGCCCGCGGCGCCGGGCGCGUCGCUGUCGCCGUCCUUCGGCAGCACCUGGUCCACGGGCACCACGAACGCGGUGGAGGACAGCUUCUUCCAGGGGAUCACCCCAGUCAACGGGACCAUGCUCUUCCAGAACUUCCCGCACCACGUCAACCCAGUCUUCGGAGGCACUUUCUCUCCGCAGAUCGGCCUGGCGCAGACCCAGCACCACCAGCAGCCGCCGCCGCCGGCGCCGCAGCCCGCGCAACCCGCGCAGCCCCCGCAGGCACAACCCCCGCAGCAGCGCCGCUCGCCCGCCAGCCCCAGUCAGGCGCCCUACACGCAGAGGAGUGCUGCCGCGGCGUACGGCCACCAGCCCAUCAUGACCAGCAAGCCGUCCUCGUCCUCGGCUGCAGUAGCCGCCGCGGCCGCAGCCGCCGCUUCGUCCGCCUCGUCCAGCUGGAACACGCACCAGAGUGUGAACGCCGCCUGGAGCGCGCCAUCCAACCCGUGGGGCGGCCUGCCGGCUGGCCGGGACCCUCGCCGGGCGGUCGGCGUGGGCGUGGGCGUGGGUGUCGGGGUGCCCUCACCGCUCAACCCCAUCUCGCCGCUCAAAAAGCCCUUCUCCAGCAAUGUGAUCGCGCCGCCCAAGUUCCCCCGCGCGGCCCCGCUCACCUCCAAGUCCUGGAUGGAGGAUAACGCUUUCCGGACGGAUAAUGGUAACAAUCUGUUGCCAUUUCAGGACCGGAGUAGGCCCUAUGACACUUUUAACUUGCACUCGCUGGAGAACUCCUUAAUGGAUAUGAUAAGGACUGAUCAUGAGCCUCUGAAAGGUAAACACUACCCUCCCAGUGGCCCACCAAUGAGUUUCGCUGAUAUAAUGUGGAGGAAUCAUUUUGCAGGACGCAUGGGAAUAAAUUUCCAUCAUCCAGGAACAGAUAAUAUUAUGGCACUUAACACCAGGAGCUAUGGGCGGAGACGAGGUCGGUCUUCUCUCUUUCCCUUUGAAGAUGCCUUCCUGGAUGACAGUCAUGGCGAUCAAUCCUUGUCAUCUGGGUUAAGUUCUCCCACUCGCUGUCAAAAUGGAGAACGAGUAGAACGUUACUCCAGAAAGGUGUUUGUUGGAGGCCUUCCUCCUGAUAUCGAUGAAGAUGAGAUCACUGCCAGCUUUCGCAGGUUUGGACCUCUCGUUGUAGACUGGCCUCACAAAGCUGAAAGCAAGUCGUAUUUUCCUCCUAAAGGCUAUGCCUUUCUGCUGUUCCAGGAGGAGAGCUCAGUGCAAGCGUUGAUAGAUGCCUGCCUGGAAGAAGACGGGAAACUGUACCUGUGUGUGUCAAGCCCCACCAUCAAGGAUAAGCCAGUGCAAAUUCGACCAUGGAACCUAAGUGACAGUGACUUUGUAAUGGAUGGUUCUCAGCCUUUGGACCCCAGAAAAACUAUCUUUGUUGGGGGAGUUCCACGACCCCUUCGAGCUGUUGAAUUGGCAAUGAUCAUGGACCGUUUGUAUGGUGGUGUCUGCUAUGCUGGCAUCGAUACGGACCCAGAGCUGAAGUACCCCAAAGGUGCUGGCCGCGUGGCGUUCUCCAAUCAGCAGAGUUACAUUGCAGCCAUCAGCGCUCGCUUUGUGCAGCUCCAACACAAUGACAUUGACAAACGGGUGGAAGUGAAGCCAUAUGUGCUGGAUGAUCAGAUGUGUGAUGAGUGCCAGGGCACGCGCUGUGGUGGGAAGUUUGCCCCGUUCUUCUGUGCCAACGUCACCUGUCUGCAGUAUUACUGCGAAUACUGCUGGGCGAGCAUACACUCCCGUGCCGGGCGGGAGUUCCACAAACCGCUGGUGAAGGAGGGAGGCGACCGCCCUCGGCACGUCCCGUUCCGCUGGAGCUGAGCCCAGGGCAGACCCAGCCACAAGUACUGGAGUAGAUAACAAGGAGGGAAAAGAGAGGGCACGGCCUCAGGGCUUACAGUGUUCUGGAAAUCUGUGCAUUCGUUCUCGAUUUUUAAAGAAGAAAUGGGUCUUUUUAUUAUUACUAUUAUUUACAGUCAUAUUACUGAACUCAGUGUCCAGUAUAAUGCAGAAUUGCAGAGUGUAUAACGGUACUGAUUUGCACUUUGAUUCACACCUUUGUCUGCUUGGUACCUUAAUUUCUCACCCCUGAUUUGUCACUCGUAGACUGCCAUUCUCAUCAGCGGCCAUCAGGUUGAUGUCUGUGAUUUUUUUUUUUUUUUUUUUUUGCUGUUGUACGUUGUUGUUGUUGUUGUGUUGUUGUUGUUGUUGUUGUUCCAAUUGUUUUUGAACUGGAGCAUGCACUUAUUUUCAGAAACUUAGAGAGUCGCCCCUAGGAGAAGACUUACCAAAGGCAAUACUCGUGAGUAGGUGGCAGAUGUAGCAAAAACUUCACAACAAUUCAGCAAUCAUUAGUUGGGGUCAUUUAGAGUAAGGGUAACCCUUCAUGAAAAUAGGCCUUUAGUUUUCUAUUUUGACAUGUAAGGAUACCUCAUAAGCUGAAUCUUUAUUUUUCCUUCAUGUUUGAUUUUGUUUUGCUGAGGAUUUUGGUUAGAUCUUUUAGUGUUAUGUAAAUUUAUGCUGCAAUAGCUUUUGCUGCUAUUAAGAUGGUAUUAUUAAUACCAUAAUACUCUCUUCAGGCUAAGGUAUCAAUUUAAAAAAACCCAACAACACACUUCUGUGAUUUAGGGAUAGAAUCAGCUGCCGAAAGGAGAUCAGAAUAGACUACAGAAAGCUUCAACGGAAGGUCACUAUUUCUGACUGCAUGUUUACUUAAUCAGGUUGCUGCAUGCAAUAAAUUUUAUAUCCAAUGUCUAGUAUAAAACCUUCCCACAAUGCACAAAUUAAGAAUCUAUAUAAGCUAUAAAAUACUGAUUUUUUUUAAAAGUUUUUUUUCACUCAAAGAAUUGGUAAUUGACUGGAGGAAGGCAUGCCUCAAUAAAUGGAAUGCUUCUGAACUAGGAAGAGCCCAUAACAGAAUGACCUAUAUUACAACCAAUAUAAAACCUAGGUGUAGGAUAUCUUAAAGCAAAUUUGUGGACGGUAGAUGAAGUACUUUGCGGUGCUCUGUUAUAUAUUGUGCAAUUUAUUUUAUAUAGUAAAGUGAUUAUGUCUAACUGUGAUCAAACUUAACUGUUUAAAGCCUCUGUGUCAGACAUUAACGAACUUGACAGUUCAUAACUGGUAUAUUAUUAACUAACACAUGAGCUCUUAGUUACAACCUCCUAGUGCUUGCACCAUUUUACAUAGCUUCAGACCUUGUCCAGAAAACCAAAGAGCUCAUCUUAGCUUACAAACACUAGGAAUAUAUACAGUAUAUAGAGAUAAGUUGUCAGAUUGACAAGCUAGGCACAUUUUAAGAAAGUUGCGUGAUGGCGAUGCUAAAGAAAUGUCUAUCCACAAUAAGACGGCCUGGGCAGGGCUGGUUGUCUGGGUGAGAAAGUAACUACUUAAUUCCCUGGAUUUAUCCUGUAAAGCUUGAAUAGAACUAAGGCCUGCUAGUACUACCGUGGACAUUUUUUUAGCCUUCACUCUUGGGCUGCAGAUAGUAAUAUAUAAACACACACAAUGAUUGUGAGACUAUGUAAAAUCUUUUUUCUUUUUUCUUUUUUUUUUUUUUAAUCUUCUUCCUAUGUUUUGGAGUUCUGGGGACAAUCUGACUGGAUAUGACACUGCAGAAUAGAUUUAAGUCGCUGUGUUUUUAUGUGCUGUGAUGUCCUUGUCCUGUCUCUUAAGUUAAUAUGGCUUGUUUUUGUUUUGUUUUGUUUCUCCAGUGUUUAGUUGCAAUUACCAGCUUUCAAGCUAUAGUUUGUUUUCAAAAAGGAAAAACAAAAUAGUUUUUUACUGGAUUAAAAAUGCUUAUUAGAAUUCUCCCCUUUUGAAGUUACCUCUGGGCUUUUUGGUAAUAAUUGCUUUUUUCCAGCCCAGCUGUGGUUUUCUGUUUGUUUGUUUUGUUGUUUUUUUUUUCUAUGUUUGUGGUUUUUUUUCAUCUGUACAAGAAAUUUUGUUAUGCACUACUACUUUUUGUAUUCUAGACAGUUUUCAAAAGUUGGCUGAAGAUUUUUUUGUUUGUUUGUUUUUAAGGAAAAAGGCAUGCUUUCUGACUGACAUGAUCUUUUGCAAUACCUCAAUUUUGAAAUAUAGGAAAGAAAAUGAUAUUUUCUAAGUAAGUUUAUUCAGAAAAAUAUAUAUUAAUUUAAUUCUGCAAGAAAAAUGAUUUAACAGAUGGUAACUUUAUUUUUUUCAUGCUUAUUUGUGUUUUUUGAAAAUGAAGAAGUUAGAGCUUUAUAACUAUAAUAUUAAAGAUCAUAUCUAACCUACAGAAAUCUACCUAAUUAUGUGAAAGAAGCAACACUUUUUGAAGAAGCACCCCUCUUUCAUGUACUAAAACCACACUGAGAUUUAAAAAAAAAAAAAAAAAGCUGGAAGCUUGUACAGCGGGAAGCUGACGGGAAGGUGAGAACCAUGGUCACCAAGAAUAGGUUACAAAGAAUAAACUCCCUUUGGUGCUGAAAGUUUGUGGAUAGAUGGUGGAAACUACUUUCCCUUCAUUUGUAUAUUUAUAAUCAAGCGUUGAUUGUGCACGACUGACCAGGAUUGUGAAAGAGUUCUUCUGUUUGUAUUUUUUUAAAGAGAACUUUUUUAGUUUAUUAAAUUAUAACAUGUUCCCUUUUGUUUUGUAAAUAAAUGUGCCCCCCAAGUUGUUAAUGUUAUAUUAAAAGAGAGGGUCCUUCAAAAAAAAUUAUUUUUUAAAACACAGAGGUGUUCUGACCUGCAACUUGACUGGGAAGCCCCUGGGUAUCACAGGUCCUGUUGUGGCCUUUCCUUGACGUGACACUUGAACUAGUCGAUUUUUUGAAGGCUAUAACCUAACCUCGACUAUUUGUUGUUAUGUGCAAUACUGUUUGUACUGUUUGUAUAAAAAAUAGAAAAAAAAAGAAAAGAAAAAAGGCAUAAAUCUUUAUUGCAGAUUUAUUUUCAUUGCAAACUUUAGACAUUGUGAUUCACUGAAAUCAUUUUUCUACUGUCAAAUAUGUACCUUUUCUUCAUGCUGGUAUUUUUUCAAUAGUAAUGUAGCCUUUGUACUGAGACAAAUUUUCAUUGUUAUUUUUAGAAAGAUUUUUUGCUAAGAAAAAAAUUAAACAUAUUUACAUAUUUUUCAUUUUAUUUCGUAUUUUCUUUAAGGAGUGCUUUCUCAAUCAUUAAUAGAGUUGUUUCUGGGAGGGACUUUCAUAUCUGGUCAAUGUCAUAAUAUUAUUUUGUAUUUUUACUUGGAAUAAAUUAAUUUUAUGAUGCUAAUUCUUUAAAAGUUUAUUUUUUUCAUUUUCAGUUAUUUUUGAAGCUAAAACCUUUGUAAUAUUGUUACUAAAGUGUCUAGUUUUUUGAAAUGCAAAGCUUUAUGUAUUAACUUGCUGAUGUGGUUUACAAUAGUGUGACAACGAUGAACAUGGUUGGUUAUGUAAAGUGAUUGGAAAAUGUAAUGGAUAAUUGGGUAAUAAAAUGACAGAAUGAGCAGAA